Molecule: messenger RNA, 1459 nt
Organism: Aspergillus fijiensis CBS 313.89
Lineage: Eukaryota; Fungi; Ascomycota; Eurotiomycetes; Eurotiales; Aspergillaceae
Product: SDR family oxidoreductase
Exons: 1
Coding region: 239-1135 (298 amino acids)
Biological process (GO): phosphatidic acid biosynthetic process; triglyceride catabolic process
Cellular component (GO): lipid droplet; endoplasmic reticulum
Molecular function (GO): acylglycerone-phosphate reductase (NADP+) activity; triacylglycerol lipase activity
Source: RefSeq, a predicted model, not a curated record
GACAAGCGCUCUCCAAAGAAUCCAGCCAGCAACACGAUAUUCAUUCUUUGUCGCAUCAUAGAUGCAAUAGUCUCAUGUAUCGAAGGGGAGCAGGGAUCAGCUCCGUCAAGCUGACCCUUGUUCCCUAUAUUUAAUCGCCCCUGUCGUGUGCCGCCCUGAGGCCCGAGCUCUCGCAAAGAGCAGCUCGAAAAGCAUUUCAUCCUGAAUUCACACCUCCAGCAAACAAGCACCACAAGAAAUGUCAUCCAAGCGCAGUGUCCUCAUCACCGGCUGCUCCGACGGCAGUCUCGGAUCCGCCCUCGCGCUCCAAUUCCACCAAGCGGGCUGGCGCGUGUUCGCCACGGCCCGCAACCCCGCGAAGCUCAAGGAGGCCGAGAAGGCGGGCAUCGAGACCGUCCUGCUGGACACUCUGUCGAACGAGUCGAUCCGCGCCUGCGUCGCCCGCGUCCAGGAGCUGACGGGCGGGUCGCUGGACGCGCUGAUCAACAACGCGGGCGGCGGGUACUCGAUGCCCGUCAUGGACAUCGAGAUCCCGAUCGCGCGGGACUUGUUCGAGCUCAACGUCUGGUCGCUGAUCAGCGUCGCCCAGGCCUUCCUCCCUUUACUCCUGGAGUCCGCCCGGACCGGUGGCCCCGGCCGUGGCCCGACCUUGCUCGUCAACCACACCUCCAUCUCCGGGACCAUCGGCGCCACCGGGCCCUUCGCGGGGGCCUACAACGCCUCCAAGGCCGCCGCCUCCAGCUUCACCGAGACCCUGCGACUCGAGCUCGAGCCCUUCGGCAUCAAGGUGAUCAACCUCGUCACCGGCGCGGUCCAGUCCACCUUCCAUGAUAAGGCGCCGCACCCGACUCUGCCUGCUUCUUCCCUGUACAAUGUCGCCAAGGAGACCGUGGAGCGCGCCUUGACCAAUACCGAUCCCGAGAAUGAUACCCCCGCCGCGGCGUGGGCGAAGCAGGUGGUCCGCGACCUCAGUAAGCGCACUCCGCCGUAUUGGAUCUGGCGCGGCAAGCUCGCCAUGAUGGCCCGGAUCGCGGGCCUCCUGCCGCUGGGGUUCUUCGAUGGGACGAUGAAGAAGUGGGUUGGCUUGGAUGUGGUGGAGCAGCGGUGGAAGGAGCAGGUGAAGGCGUCAUCUUGAGAUGGUGAAGGUGUCCUGUGUAAAGGAUUGGUAUAUAAUGCACGCCUGUGCCUAGUAAGAAACUGAAGGUGUUGGUUGUACGGAGUUCUCUGGUGGUUUAGUCUUUGAUCUUUGGCAUAAGAGCCGGGAGGGAAUUUUGUGAUCAGUGGUAUCUUGUUCUUUCGUUGCUGCCUGUUACCGUGCUGUGUUUGUCUUUCCUGGAGUCUUGUCUUGCUGUGAUUCUGGGAGUUUCGUUCUCUCUCAGCCGGUGGGACUAUUUUGUUCGAAAUAUAUCGUAAUGGGCCAACUGUAUAUACGAAGCUGGCUCAGAUAAUGAUAUUAUAC